Molecule: messenger RNA, 5241 nt
Organism: Nicrophorus vespilloides
Lineage: Eukaryota; Metazoa; Arthropoda; Insecta; Coleoptera; Silphidae
Gene: Usp32
Product: ubiquitin carboxyl-terminal hydrolase 32
Exons: 14
Coding region: 488-5230 (1580 amino acids)
Biological process (GO): protein deubiquitination
Cellular component (GO): Golgi apparatus
Molecular function (GO): calcium ion binding; cysteine-type deubiquitinase activity
Source: RefSeq, a predicted model, not a curated record
UAAUUGUGCUUAUGUUUAUGUGAUUAAGAAAAGUAGAGCCAACUUCAUGUUGUUUUUUUUUAAAGAAAGAGAUAAUACGCUUGUAUGUUGGUGAAAAGGGAGCGUAGUAAUUGUAAAUUAAUGUGUUAUUAUCGAGAGGCGGCUCAGAGAGUGGCUUUUCCUUUGAUUGGUUGAAUGUAAUGGCGUAAUGAUGAGUGCAUUUUAAAUAGCAGCUGAUUGACGUUAAUGGGGUAAACUGCAUCGGCAGUCUCGACGACUUCACGGCAUACUAAAUAAAUAAAGUGUAGUGUCAUUUGUUUCGAUGAUUAGCGUGUUUAUUAUAUGUUUUCAUAUAAUAAAACAUUUAUUUCACUCCUGACGAAACUAAUUGCCUCCGUUCACCGAUGUUCUCGAGUGCCAACUAGCUGCUCAGUGAAAAUGUGAAUUCCAGCGAGAAUUUCAGUGUUCCUUCAUCGCACUUUAAUCGGAUUUUCUGAAUGAUCAAAACAUGGGGGCGAAAGACUCGAAAAGGACGUGCCUCAGCUACGAGGAUGCCGUGAAACGAAUGAGUGAUGUCGAAUUCAAGAGGGUUUGUGAAGCAUUUAAGAGAUUGACUGGGGGUGGACAGUUGCUGAGUCGUCAUGCCUUCACACAAAAUGUCCUUGGUGAUGGGGUACCAGUGACCAUAGCAGAAUCUUUAUAUAUAGCUUGUGGUGGUGGCCCCAGAGGGAUUGCCCUCAGGGAUCUCAUCUGUGGAUUGGUUCUGCUCACAAAAGGCACAGAAGAUGAGAAAAUCAGAUUUCUGUGGACGCUUUACUCAAAUGAUUCAGGCACAUAUAUAUCAAGAACGGAUUUUCAAUCUGCCUUGCAGAUUGAAGGUUCCUUACCACCUAAUGGAUCAAGUGGUAAAAGCAAUUUAUCUUCAUGGGAUACCACUCUGAUCUCACUCUUUGGCGUUGGCCAAGAUCGAGUUGCUUUCGAUCAUUUCCGUGCAAGAAUUCUGUAUAACAAAGAGGCAACGAUUUUAUCAAAAUGGUUGCUAAGCACGUCAUGCGUAAGUUUAAGUUCCGAAUUGGAGACGCCCACCUUCUACCAAUCCUUAGCCGGUGUAACUCAUCUCGAGGAAUACGAUAUCUGCGAAUUGGAAAAGUGUUUUUGGUCUAUGCAAAGUUCUUCGCAUUCCGGGCAAUUGGAUGCCGUGUGCGUUAGUUCGUUAAUUAGUCCUCCAGUGCCAUCUAGUGCUUGUCCAGGAUUAUUUUUAGCUUUAGAUGUGAAUCGCGAUGGUCACAUUGAUUUCAAAGAAUUGUGCUGCGGUAUUUCUGCAGCUUGUAGAGGACCAACCGCUGAGCGCAUGAAAUUCUGCUUCAAGAUCUUCGAUAUGGACAGGGACAAUAAUUUGAACCCGGAAGAAUUUCAGCACAUGGUCGAAAUACUAGCGUUCGUCAUGGAAGAGAACAGGGAGGUUCUACGGUACGAAAGGGGCGGGACUUUGGAAAGGCGGAAACGUAAACAGUCUGUUGCCAGUGUGACCAGCCGCAAGGAGUUCAUCGACGAUUUGAAAAAUCGUCGAAACGCUCAGGGCAAUUUGAGUCAAGAGGAUUUCUUGGUUUGGUGUGUCGAGAACAACGAGUUGAUUGCACCGCUGCUCGAAUUGCUGUACCAAGUAUGUCACGUUGCGUUGGGCUUAAGGCCUGACUGUCGUCAUCAUGAAUAUGAAAUAGUGAUGGGAUGGUUGGAUCGCGAAGAGCAUCGGGGCUAUAUGGUAGGUCAAUUUUGGUAUUUGAUUUCAUCGGAUUGGUGGAAAUCCUGGCUGAAUUACACGACGUCUCAGCGAACAUGCUACGACCAAUGCAAUUGCAAGAGGAACCCAACUGUUUUGUCUGCUGCGAUUCCGCUUUUAGAGGAAGGGAUCGUGUGCGAUGAAAGCUUCACGAGCAACAGUACAGACUAUACAUCGAAUGAAUUUACUUCAAACAGUACAGAUUCGAUGGGAGAUUUAUUAAGUAGAGCCGAUAAUUGCAGCAUCGCUUCUAGUUCUGGUGUGUCUAGCAGUUGCUCUGGUACAAGUUCGGGGAAUAAACGAGGAAUGCCCGGACCUAUAGAUAAUUCCAGUUUGGUGGAAAUGCCGGAAAUUAUUAAUAACAAAGUCGCGACGUUGACGGGAGAAGGCGGCCGUUUAAAGCGUGAUACACCUUUGGUGCAAGAUCGAGACUUCGUUUUGAUCCCAGAUUCUUUAUGGAAAGCCUUGGCUUUGUGGUACGGAGGACCUUUGCCUUUACCGAGACAAGUUAUCAAACCACCAGGUAGCAAUGAGGUCGAACUAGAGCUGUACCCUUUGAAUUUGAAAAUUUUGAGACAUCAAAAUCAACAGGGAGUAGGAUCCGGAGGGCAGAACAAUUGGGGUACAAUUGUCGGAGGGUAUGGUGCAGCUGCCUUGUCAACAGCUGGAUUGUCGCCAGCAAGUUCUGCUGUUGCUGCUGCAGCACCUCGACGAUAUUUGACGCACACUGCUGCUUUUAGUCGAUUGGCGAACGUUCGUCAAGUUGUUGAUUUUCUUGCGGUUCGUCUGUCAUUGCGCGUCGAAGAUAUCAGAUUGUGGUUGGUUAAGGAAACUUCGAUACUCUUGGAAGAUGAGUUAUCAACGUUGCAGGAACUCGGUAUCGUAGAUUGCGAUCAAAUUUUACUAGAGGUCAGAAACAAAGAUUUGACGUGGCCCGAGGAAUUGGGAGCUCUCGCAAGUGGUGCUAACAAUCUUGCACUGCAAGUCACCGGCGAGAGACGACCUACAAUCACACUUCCUCCAGGUGCAACCGGUUUACACAAUUUGGGAAACACUUGUUUCAUGAAUGCUGCACUGCAAGCAGUUUCGAAUACUCGACCUUUAACGCAGUAUUUUCAGAGAAACGGGCAACUGUGCGAGUUGAAUAGCUCGAAUCCCUUGGGCACGAAAGGGCAGGUCGCACGUCGAUACGCUGAACUUUGCCGAGAGUUAUGGGCCGGAUCCACCCGAUCCGUGGCUCCCCUUAAAUUGCGUUGGUGUGUCACUAAGCAUGCCCCGCAUUUAGGUGGUGGUGGACAGCAUGAUUCUCAAGAGUUACUUGCUUGGCUGUUGGAUGCUCUUCACGAAGAUUUAAAUAGAGUUGCGAAAAAGCAAUAUACCGAGUUAAGAGAUUCAGAUGGAAGGCCAGACACGAUCGUGGCGGAUGAAGCCUGGCUUCAGCAUUUAGCCCGAGAUCACUCAAUAAUCACAGAUUUAUUUUACGGUCAAUUGAAAAGCAAAGUGAAAUGCGAGGUAUGCGGUCACGAAUCGGUGCGAUUCGAUGCGUUCAAUCUUCUAAGUUUGCCUUUGCCAAUGGAAAGUUUCAUUUUGUGCGAAGUGCUGGUGGUGAAGUUGAGCGGAGAAACGCCAAUCAAGUACGGAACCAGAUUGAAUUCCGAAGCUCGUUAUUCAGAGUUGAAAGCUGAGUUGGAGAUUCUGUGUGGUGUUCCGGCUGAGAGAAUUCUUUUGGCGGAAGUGGCGUACUCGCAAAUUCGUAACGUCUUAUUGGACGAAUCCAAAAUCAGCGUAUCCACUGCUACCGAAUUGUAUGCGUACGAGUUACCAAGGGCGCAUGAGAUCCAUCGACCAACGAUAGAAGUCCUCGAAGAAAAUGAAGUGGAAGUUCUGUCGGGCCAGAGUCCAUUGGCAAGAAGUCCUGAGGUAAGAAGCAGAUCGGCAUUAUGCAUGCCCAACAUACUAUGCUUUAAGAACGCGACUCGGGCAAAUAGCAUCGAUAUUACAACAGCGGCACGUCGUUUGUCCAAUGGCAUUCACUAUAAGCGUUCUUUAGUCCCGCAACAUUCCAAUGUUUAUACAGACACUCCAGCGAAGAGCCCCACGUAUUUGAUGGCCGUACACAGGAAGUGCGUGCAGCAGGAGACGUAUUUCCUAUCGCAACAUAAAUCGAAACCUAGCAUAUUCGGUGUUCCUUUACUAUUAGGCUGCAAUCCGGCGACGACUUGCAAGGGGUUGUACGAAGCUGUCUGGGAUCAAGUCAAUCGUCUUCUGAGCCCGAUGCCUCAGAGCGACCAGACCAAUCAUGCCACCGAUUGUGACGAUUCCUUAGGAUACGAAUUUCCUUUUACACUUAAGGCGGUACUGAAGGGCGGUCAAAUUUGCGCUUUGUGCCAUUGGACUCAAUUCUGUCGAGGUUGCAGAGUUCCUUUGAGUGAGGAGAUUCUAUUCGACGCGUGUAAAGCCGGAAGGAGUGUCAUGUGCAUUGCCAUCGAUUGGGAUCAAACGGCUCUUCAUUUGCGUUACCAAAGUACCCGGGAAAAAGUGUGGAUAGAGCACGAGUCUGUUGGGAUCUGCAGGAAGCUGCACACGGAACCCAUUGACCUGGACUAUUGCCUGAAAGCGUUCACGUCGGAGGAGCGUUUGGAAGCCAAAUACCACUGUUCGAAUUGCAAGGAACGGCAACCGGCAACGAAGAAGCUGCAAAUUUGGCGAUUGCCUCCUAUCCUGAUCGUGCAUUUGAAGCGUUUCGAUUUCUGCAAUAAUAAAUGGGUGAAAACCCAGAAGGCCGUGAACUUCCCGUUCAAGAAUUUCGAUCCUACCUCCUAUUUAGCGUCGGUACCUCAGGAAACCAUCAUUAGGCAUAUUCAGAUCAAGGAGGAGAGGAAAGAUAACUCUUGCGAGAUCGUGGAUGAGGAGAAGCUCGUCGAUUUCGAAGGCACCGAGAAGAAAAGGGAAAAACCGCUGGUCAAGAGGCGCGAACGUUUGGAAUCGACGAGUUUAACGAAAACGCCUAUAGUGGACGAAAAUUUGCAGGACUUCCAUCAGCAUAAAUUAAUCGACGGCCAGGAUCCGUUCGAUCUUAAGUAUCAACUGUAUGCUGUUGUGAGUCACUCAGGGAUGCUGAACGGUGGCCACUACAUAUCGUACGCCUGCAAUCCGAACGGAAGCUGGUACUGCUACAACGAUAGUUCGUGCAGGGAAUGCGUCUCGCAGAACUGCGAAUCCAAACAUGUGAAGCAGCAACAGCAGCACGUCGACGACAACAACAAGUAUUGUUCGUACAGCAAUGCUAGAACCCCAAAGAUAGACACCAGCUCUGCGUAUAUCCUCUUCUACGAACGCAGCGGAUUGGAUUACAGGCCGUACCUUCCACCCGAAGUGGUCGCGAACGGCGGAAACGUUGCUUACUUGCAGGAGGACGAACUCGAGGAGAACGAAUCGGAAAUGAGGAAGCAACUGUGCAAUCUGCAGUGAACAAAAAAAAA